AAAAUGUGUGGUGUGAUUGGUAGCGUGACCACGUUGGUCUUGGGCGCCAUCCUUGUGAUCGGCAGCUGCAUCGUCAGCUUCGUAGUGGUUCCUAACAUAGUCCGGAAUGUCAUCAUAGGCGAGGUUGUGCUAAAAGAGGACACAAUACAGAUGGAGAGAUUUGAGGAGGUGCCCUUCUCAUUGAACUUCACUGUGAAGAUCUUCAACAUCACCAACCCUCAAGCUGUACUGAACGGCGGCGUGCCAUUCGUCACUGAAGUUGGACCAUACGUCUAUAGGUUGUACCAGACUCGGGAGAUUCUUGGUAUUGACGGUGAUAUAAUGAGGUACAAGAGACAUGAACACUUCGUAUUUGACCCCGUCCUCUCGUACCCGCGCACGGAAGAAGACAUGCUGACUAUCAUCAACGUGCCUUAUCAUGCUAUCAUCCAAGUUGCGGAGACACUCUACCCAAAUUUGAUGCCGCUGGUAAACCUUGCAAUAGACGGUGUUUUUGGAGAAAAUAAUCAGCCAUUCGUCAAUAUCACUGCCCGUCAGCUCCUGUUCAGUGGUAUCACGCUGUGCAAGAACACCGGCCUGAUAGCGACCAUAGCGUGCAACAUCAUCAGGGACAUCGCCCAAGGAGCCAGGAAUAUUGAACAAUUGGAAGAUGAUUCUCUAGUCUUCUCUAUCUUAGAUUAUAAAGAAAAACUGCCAAGCGAAGAAUACGAAGUGCUUCGGGGAUUAAAUGACCCUGCAGACUUGGCUCGUAUUUUGAAGUACGGCGGCUACAAUCGCUUCAGACACUGGGCCAAGAAUCCUGAAGGUGGAGUCACCCCCUGCAACCAGAUCAACGGGACUGAUGCUGGAAUAUACCCACCGUUCGUCAGUAGGGACCAAAGCAUUUACGCAAUCAACACGGAUAUCUGCCGAUCCGUGGAACUUCGGUACGAGUAUGACACAGAGUACAAGGGCAUCCCGACCUACAGAUUUGCUGCAAAUGAGUGGCUUCUGGACAAUGAUGAGGGUUGCUUCUGUCUGAACCAAACACGAGGUCUGAACCGCGAGGAUGGCUGCCUGCUCAAAGGGGCAAUGGAGCUCUACACCUGCGUUGGUGCUUUCCUUGUGAUGUCAUACCCGCACUUCCUGUUCGCCGACGACCUGUACCGAGACGGUGUGGUCGGGAUGUGGCCGGACGAAGACAUACAUAAGAUAUUUGUGGACAUAGAACCGAACACUGGCACUCCGAUCAGAGGUGCAAAGAGGGCGCAGUUCAACAUAUUCUCGAGGCCCGUCAGCGGUAUACCCGCCACACAAGCCUUCCGUACCUCCUUAGUCCCGAUCUUAUGGGUGGAUGAAUCUAUAGUUCUACCUGAUGAUUUCGUGGAAGAACUGACAGGCAGAUUGCUACACAAUCUCCGAUUAGUGGACAUCUUAAUUCCAGUCAUGAUAGCAGCUUGUGGUCUCGUCCUGGUGCUAGGUACCGGCCUGACCGUUAGAGCAUUUUAUGUAAGGAAAUCAAUAAAAAAGACAGAAUCUGUACCUGAACCUUAUACUCAACCUGAACCUGAAACUCAACCUCAACCACGAACUGAAAUUCAACCUGCCAACUAGAUAUUAUAUAAAUGUUAUGUAAGAUAUUAAAUAAUAAUAAUAAUAUGUACAC
This is a messenger RNA of Spodoptera exigua (beet armyworm), 1645 nucleotides long. The record is from the annotation of a GenBank genome assembly. Lineage: Eukaryota; Metazoa; Arthropoda; Insecta; Lepidoptera; Noctuidae.